Cuculus canorus (common cuckoo) is the source of this 1375-nucleotide messenger RNA. It is a transcript of the gene RBFA, whose product is annotated as ribosome binding factor A. Gene Ontology annotation, biological process: rRNA processing. The coding region runs from base 47 to 1036 and encodes 329 amino acids. The record is from RefSeq and is a predicted model, not a curated record. Lineage: Eukaryota; Metazoa; Chordata; Aves; Cuculiformes; Cuculidae. The transcript has 7 exons.
CUCCGCGGCGGCAGGAGGCGCUGUGGGGCGACGAAGUGGCGCGGCGAUGUGGCGCGCACGGGCGGCGGUGGCGCCGCGGUGGUGCCGCGCGCUGCGCAGCUGCGCUGGUCUGUGCGGAGAGCGGACCCUGCUGAGCAAGAUGCUCCGCAAGAAGAGGAAGAAGUUUUGGUAUGACAGCCCUACCCUGGGAUCUAAAACGAUGUAUAAACCAACCAAGUUGGCCUCUAUAAUUAAAGUUGACCAGACAAAAACUAGGAAAGAAGAUAACAUACGCUGCAGAGUCUUGAAUCGUCUUAUUCACAAAGCUGUGGUAGAUAUGAUGACUACCUGUGAAGUUAAUCAAGAACUUUAUGAUCUCAAGUUGGAAAUCUGCAAGGUGUCACUGGCAUCAAACUUUUCAGCUUGUCGUGUGUACUGGAAUCCAGCUUCUACUAUGGAGAAAGAGAAUUAUGUGGAAAAUGUACUGAAGAAGAGUGCUCCACGUAUACGGUAUCUUCUGACGAGUCAACAGAUUCUAGGCAAUGUACCCCCAAUAGUAUUUGUAAAAGACAGAGAAGCUGCAGCUGUAAAGGAGAUUGAGGAAUUAUUGUCAGUCGCUGAUUUUGGACCUCCAGAAGAAGAAGAAACAUCUCAAAAUGCUUCUAGUGAACUGUUCUCUUCAGCAACUCAAUCUUCAGAUUCACCUGUGCAGUCUAAUCUUUUCGGUAUUGAUCAUGAACUGAUGAAUAAGCAGAUAAGGGACUAUAAAAGAUUGAAGGUGUCAAGAGAUACAGAAACUGUUGCCUGGACAGAAGAGCAAGAGAAGCAGCUUUCUGAGAUUCAAAAGAAAAUGAAAAAGAAAAAAACAAGGAAUCCUCCUGAUGAUGACAUUACACCACAGAAAUACUUGCUGGACAGAUAUGAAUCUGAUUACUGGGAUGAUAACACUCAAUCAGUCUCAGACUAUGAGCUGGAGGAUGAAUUACAGGAAGAAGUAAAUGAAUUGGAGACAGAUGAUGGCAAAACUCUAAGUCAGCCUACUGAUAAACAGAAAUGAAGUGAAAAAGCGAAAAAGCCACUCCCUUUAAAAUGUAAGCUGCCAACAGCAAAAAAAAACCCUGCCAUAGAUACUGAAAAAUUAGCUUUGUAGAGCCUGUUUACCACUUCCUCUUCCAAACGAAUAGGUUUGCCACACGUGGGAAAGUUUGCUAGCAUAAGGUUUGUAUGCUAUUUGGAACAUACGGUUAAGCAGCUUUUAGGCUGCUGCAAUUGUAUGACUUUCAGUCAGAGAACAGUUUUGUAAUUACAAAAUAUACAUAGUGCAUCACUGAGUUAAAGUUCUUGCAGUUCUGUUGAUUAUCUCAAAUAAAAUUAUGGUUUCUGUAUUGAAAUAAAA